CCCAUACGACUCUGGCCACCUCUAAGGCAGCCCCUGGACCGCUCCAAACGUAUCCAUCUCUUAGUAAAUGACCAAUGGACUGCAGUGCCCUAGCAGCACGUUCAGAGGUUCUAUGUAAGCCAGUCAAGACCACGGGAAGGACAGCAGGUCACUACCUUCACACCAUGCGGUUAAACUCAGUGAAUAUUCAACAGAGGAGGAGGAGAAAGGAGGAGAGGAAAGCAAGCUGGACUAAAUAACUGAGGCUGUAUCAAUGCAGGUAUGUCAGAGGGGCCACCUCUGCUUGGCAGUGUCAUAAUGCCUUGAGCCCAGCAGGAAAGAUGACCUGCCUCUCCCUUUGCAUUUGGAUGCCCUGACUACCAUCUUAAAAAGACACCUGUAACCUAUAACAAAAAAUACCUCUAACAAAAAAAGACAAUGGCACAAAACACUCUUGCCUGCAUUUACACUUGAUCUAUGCGUGAAGCAAAACUUUUAUUAUUUCUGCUCACAUGGAUAAGGGGAAGGCCAGAAUGAUAAUAUCUGGAGAAAUCAAAGCAAGCCGUCACAGCAUGCCUUCCUAACCCACUUGUUUGUAGAAGGAGCCCAGCGGCAGAACUGGAGUGGGACAUGAGACCCUGGUGCAUACUGUGCUGGGCAAGCACAGCCCAAAGUGCAUGCCCUCUCCAUUGCACCUGACACCAAGGCCAGCUGUGCUGUGAGAUAGGACUAUAUUAAUUUCCUGGACACCUGGAAUGCUAGAGAAAGAUUAAUACACAACAAUAUGUGGAGGGACUCAGAUUUCUCCCCUUGCAUUACAGAGAAAGGAUUGUUUGCAUGCUAGCAAGAGACAGAGUCAAGCUCAGAGAGAAUAAUGUUACAAUAAAUACAACAUUGCGCCCCAGGGGCCUACUCUGAGUAUUUCCGGGCAGCAGCAAGACCUUCCCUCACUGGAGAGGGGCGCAGUUCGAAACUGGCCCAACCAAGAAGCCGGACUCGUAGGCUGGCCCCUUUCUAAAGUCAACUAACUCUCACCCUUCGACUCUUGGUCCUGAGUUGUGCUGAGCUGGCUGCUGCCGCUCUCAGCAGCACUUGGGACACUGCACUGGACUUACCAGGGCUGUGGCCUUCGGGAAUCAUGCCAUCCGUGGAUGACAUUUUAGAGCAUAUAGGAGAAUUCCAUUUUUUUCAGAAACAAACAUUUUUCCUCUUAACUUUGCUCUCGGCUGCCUUCACCCCGAUCUAUGUGGGCAUUGUCUUCCUGGGCUUCAUCCCCAACCACCGAUGCUGGAACCCCGGGGUGGCCAAACUGAGCCAGCGAUGUGGCUGGAGUCUGGCCGAGGAGCUCAACUACACAGUGCCCGGCCUGGGUGCUGCGGACAAGACUUUCCUCCAGCAGUGCAUGCAGUAUGAGGUGGACUGGAACCAGAGCACCCUUAGCUGCAUGGACCCUCUGUCCAGCCUGGCUGACAACAGGAGCCUCCUGCCUCUGGGCCCUUGUCAGCAUGGCUGGGUGUAUGACACGCCUGGCUCCUCCAUCGUCACUGAGUUCGACCUAGUGUGUGCCCAUUCCUGGAUGCUGGACCUGUUUCAGUCAGCCGUGAAUGUGGGGUUUUUUGUUGGUGCUGUGGCCAUUGGCUACCUAGCAGACAGGUUUGGCCGUAAAAUCUGCCUCAUAAUAACAGUUUUCAUAAAUGCUUCAUCUGGGGUUCUCAUGGCCAUUUCUCCAAACUAUACAUGGAUGUUACUGUUUCGUUUGAUCCAAGGACUGGUCAGCAAAGCAGGCUGGAUAAUCGGCUAUAUCCUGAUUACAGAAUUCGUUGGAAUGAGCUAUCGGAGAACAGUGGGGAUUUUAUACCAAGUCGCCUUUACGGUCGGGCUCCUGGUACUGACAGGGGUGGCGUACGCCCUUCCUCACUGGAGGUGGCUACAGCUUGCCGUCACUCUGCCCAACUUCUGCUUCCUGCUCUAUUACUGGUGCAUCCCCGAGUCUCCAAGGUGGCUGAUUUCUCAGAACAAAGCUGGGAAAGCCAUGAAGAUCAUUAAGCACAUCGCUAAGAAAAAUGGAAAAUCAGUGCCAGCCACACUUCAGAGCCUGAGAGCAGAUGAGGAAGCUGGUCAGAAGCUGAAUCCUUCAUUUCUUGACUUGGUCAGAACCCCUCAGAUAAGGAAACACACUUUGAUCUUGAUGUAUAUCUGGUUCACAAGUUCUGUUCUCUACCAGGGCCUCAUCAUGCACAUGGGCCUCGUAGGGGAAAACAUCUACCUGGAUUUCUUCUAUUCUGCACUGGUUGAAUUCCCAGCUGCCUUUAUCAUCAUUCUCACCAUUGACCGCAUUGGGCGCCGUUACCCUUGGGCUAUGUCAAAUGUGAUGGCAGGGGUGGCCUGUCUCGCUUCAGUUUUUGUUCCUGAUGAUGCACACUGGCUAAAAGUCAUCCUAGCAUGCUUAGGGAGGAUGGGAAUCACAACGGCCUUCGAAAUAGUUUGCCUAGUCAAUGCUGAACUGUACCCCACAUUCAUUAGGAAUCUGGGCGUGCUUGUCUGUUCCUCAGUAUGUGACAUCGGUGGCAUCCUCACGCCUUUCCUGGUCUACCGCCUCUCAGAGCUCUGGCAGAAGCUCCCACUCGUGGUGUUUGCCGUGAUUGGCUUAGUGGCCGGAGUAUUGGUGUUGUUGCUUCCAGAGACCAAAGGAAAGGCUCUACCUGAGACCAUUGAAGAUGCUGAAGCGAUGCAGAGACCAAGAAAAUACAAAGAAAAUAUGAUUUACCUCCAAGUGAAGAAACCAGACAUUCCACUAAAAUAAGGAGAAAGACCAUGACUCCUGUUACAGCAUUGCUUUGAUACUUCCAAGACCAGAAGCAGAGAUUUCUUCACUCAUCACAAAGCCCAUGCGAUUCACCAUACUUACCCUGAGCUCUGUCAAUCUAGAGCUAUAGCCAGUGGGCUUUGUUGCUCUCUAAAAAUCACCCUACAAUCCUGCCAAACCCUUCCAGCUCACUCUGUCCUCAGACCUCCCAGGCCAUUAGUUUGCUUGAAUUUUUUCCCAUCUUCGUAUUUCUUUAUUUGGUUCCUUUCCCACAAUAAUACCAAAGCAGAAUACCUAGGGAACUGUGAGCAAGGGAAGCCAAAUAGAAAAGAUCUGAAAAACAAUACAGUUAGGAGAAAAGAGCAUAUUUCCUUAAAGAAAUAAAGUAUCUAAAGCAACAUCAUAUUGUCCAUAGUGUGUAUCAAGACCUUUGAAUGGGGCCUCUCAGUGAUAAGUGAGUAAAUUUUAAAUAUAUUGAUCAUUGUUUGAGUUAGACUUGAAGGGAAUGUCAAAUAAAAGAAUUAGAAUACAA
Cavia porcellus (domestic guinea pig) is the source of this 3317-nucleotide messenger RNA. RefSeq names its product solute carrier family 22 member 2 (gene Slc22a2). The coding region runs from base 1118 to 2782 and encodes 554 amino acids. The record is from RefSeq and is a predicted model, not a curated record. Gene Ontology annotation, biological process: transmembrane transport. Gene Ontology annotation, cellular component: membrane. Lineage: Eukaryota; Metazoa; Chordata; Mammalia; Rodentia; Caviidae. The transcript is spliced from 11 exons.